CUAAUUUGCUAAUUUCCGGGAAAUAUUUUUUUUGUAAAAGAUACAUACCAUAGAAAGUCAGUAGCUAGUAGCUACCGUCAUUUCCAACCUCUGAUUCCCGCCAUUGCCAGAACUAUAUUUCAAUUUCCAGCUCAAUGACUACAAUUCCCCUCUCUAUCAUCCGAUUCCCAACCCUUAAUCAUUUACCCUCCAAUCCCCUCUCAAAUUCCCCAAAUUUCCUGCUCAAUUGUUCAUCAAUUCACCCUUCAAAACUCCAAAUUCAAUUAGGGUUCGUGGUGAUUAAAUCUCGAAUUUCUCGAAUUUCUUAUUCCAAUGAAGCGGACCCACUUGACUCAGUUGAAGUUCUUAGGGUUCCUGAUCAUUGGUUGGAACCUUCCAGAGCACUUCAGGAAUCAGAGUGGCUAAGAGUGACACUCCAUAAAUGGUUAGAUGAUGAGUAUUGUCCUGAACCAACUAAUGUUGACAUCAGUAGAGUUGCUGCUAAUUCUUAUCAUCAGUCAUUGUUACAGAAGACUUCUGAUGUGGGUGACAUUUUGUUGAAAAUGGUCAGAGAACUAGAAUCUAUUUCUUACCAGGAAAGCUUUCAUGGAGCAUUCUCUUCAGCCAAUGCUGCUGUCAAUCUAAUUGCUGAGAGAAUAGAGAACGAUUAGCUUUCCGUCGUUCUUCUUUAUUUCUACCUCGAGUGGAACUUAAAGGGAAUGUGAACUACAAGUCAUUGUGAUUUACCUUGGUUCUUUUAAAACAAGCAUUAGUCAUUCUUAUGCUCAUCAUUUGUACAAUACAUGUUUAUAUAUACUAGUUGGGCCUUCGCGUGCGUAAGCCAACUUGGUUAAUCAA
This is a messenger RNA of Spinacia oleracea (spinach), 837 nucleotides long. RefSeq lists its product as uncharacterized. Bases 135 to 650 code for a protein of 171 amino acids. The transcript is spliced from 2 exons. NCBI's taxonomy places the organism in Eukaryota, Viridiplantae, Streptophyta, Magnoliopsida, Caryophyllales, Amaranthaceae. The record is from RefSeq and is a predicted model, not a curated record.